AUGAAGAGGACCGUGAGUCUGGUCGACUACGCUAGCUCUGACUCCGAGCAAGAUGAGCCCACGACACAACCGCCACCAGCGAAAGGCAGCAGCCCACCGCCAACAAAAAAGCCAAGGAAGCUUCCUGCUCUUUCAGCAGCCCUGCUACCCCAGGUGCCUGUAGACAACCCCGCCUUGCACCAAGGGCGUAAACGCACCGCUGCCCACGUCGAGGGCCAGUGGGCAGCCCACGUCUACGUCCCGCUCGUCGUCAACCGCCGCUCAAAGCUCUUUAAGCUGCUCGUCCGAAUAUACUCGUCCGCCAAGCAGCUCGUGCCUUCCCUCCACCCCAUCGGGCUCACCGAUGCCGACCUCUCGCCCCCGUCGUCCGCGGGUCCCGAGCCCCCCGACAACACAAUAGAACUGCACAUCUCCCUCACACGGCCUACGUACCUCCGCGCGCACCAGCGCGACGAGUUCAAGCGCGCGGUGCACGCCCUCGCCCGGACGAGAGCGAGUUUCCCGGCGUCAUUCGCCGCCGUCUCCGAGCUGACGAACGACGAGCGGACACGGACCUUUCUCGCCCUCGAGCUCGGCGCCGGGCACGACGAGCUUCGCGGCCUCUCGGACGGACUGAAGCCUACACUGCAGUCGCUCAGACAGCACGAGUUCUACGAAAAGCCACGGUUCCACGCGUCCAUCGCGUGGGCGCUCCUCGACGGCUCCUCGCCGCCAGGAGAUGGCCAGUGCUCGGAGGACGUCGAUGCUCAGAACUGCGACUUCGUCACCAUCCCCUCCUUCCCGCCAUCGCUCGUCCCGCAGCUUCAGAGAGAGUUCUGUGGUGAGCUGGUCAAACCAGGGGUGGGCACCUUUGAGGCCGACGAGCUGCACGUUCGUAUAGGCAAAGAGGUCACCAAGUGGAAACUACAGUAG
Molecule: messenger RNA, 912 nt
Organism: Epithele typhae
Lineage: Eukaryota; Fungi; Basidiomycota; Agaricomycetes; Polyporales; Epitheliaceae
Product: U6 snRNA phosphodiesterase Usb1
Exons: 4
Coding region: 1-912 (303 amino acids)
Biological process (GO): U6 snRNA 3'-end processing
Cellular component (GO): nucleus
Molecular function (GO): 3'-5'-RNA exonuclease activity
Source: RefSeq, a predicted model, not a curated record